GUGAAUGAUAUUGCAAUCAAGAAGAAGCAGCUAUUACUUUGCCAUCUCUAAUAAGACAAUGUAAACAAAAGCACGUUGGAACUGUUACUAUUGGAUGGAAAAUUGUGUCACACAUUUUAUCCUUUGAACGUUUUAGAAGUUUUUAUAACGAGACAUUAACAAAAGAGCAUACACCUGAAGAAUGGGUGCUUUGGCUGAGGUUGCUGGAGAUGAAAACAAUGGCGAAGGAUCUCGUACUUUCGUUUUCCAAGAUGAGGGACACACUUUGGGAAAUGCAUUGAAGACAAUAAUCAGUCGUUACCCUGAUGUUGAUUUUUGCGGUUACACCAUACCUCAUCCCACAGAAAACAAACUACAUUUUCGCAUACAGUCUUCGCAGGGCCGUGCAAUAGAUAUACUAAAGCGUGGACUCGAAGACUUGGAAAAGUUAUGUGAUCAUACCAUUUAUACAUUUGAAAACGAAAUAAAACAAUUCAAAGUUCCAGCAACAUAAGAAAA
Messenger RNA from Stomoxys calcitrans (stable fly), 498 nucleotides. It is a transcript of the gene l(2)37Cg, whose product is annotated as probable DNA-directed RNA polymerases I and III subunit RPAC2. Gene Ontology annotation, molecular function: DNA-directed RNA polymerase activity; protein dimerization activity; DNA binding. Lineage: Eukaryota; Metazoa; Arthropoda; Insecta; Diptera; Muscidae. Gene Ontology annotation, cellular component: RNA polymerase III complex; RNA polymerase I complex. The record is from RefSeq and is a predicted model, not a curated record. The transcript is spliced from 2 exons. Gene Ontology annotation, biological process: DNA-templated transcription. Bases 182 to 493 code for a protein of 103 amino acids.